Molecule: messenger RNA, 1151 nt
Organism: Dendrobium catenatum
Lineage: Eukaryota; Viridiplantae; Streptophyta; Magnoliopsida; Asparagales; Orchidaceae
Product: short-chain dehydrogenase TIC 32, chloroplastic-like
Source: RefSeq, a predicted model, not a curated record
GGGCAUCAAGCGGAAUCGGAGCUGAAACAGCUCGCGUAUUAGCUUUGCACGGUGUUCAUGUUGUCAUGGCGGUUAGAAGCUUGUCUUCAGGCAAUGUUGUCAAAGAAGCAAUUUUGAAAGAGACACCUGCUGCUAAAGUUGAUGUCAUGGAGUUGGAUCUGGCUUCUAUGGAAUCAGUCAGAAAGUUUGCUUCUGAAUACAAUUCUCGUGAACUUCCACUGAACCUGCUUAUUAAUAAUGCAGGAGUUAUGGGUACUCCUUUUACAUUAUCGCAAGAUGGUAUUGAGUUGCAGUUUGCAACUAAUCACAUUGGGCAUUUUCUGUUGACACACCUUUUAUUAGAGAACAUGAAGAAUACAGCUCGUGACAGUAAAAUAGAAGGAAGAAUUGUGAAUGUUUCUUCACAGGGGCAUAUGUUUGCUUACAGAGAAGGGAUUCGCUUUGACCGGAUAAACGAGCAAUCAGAAUACUCCUCCCUUGCAGCCUAUGGGCAGUCAAAACUUGCAAACAUUUUGCAUGCAAAUGAACUUGCAAGACGCUUUAAGGAAGAUGGGGUGGAUAUAACUGCAAAUUCUCUUCAUCCAGGAUCAAUUAUCACAAACCUUCUGCGCUACCAUAGUAUCAUUGAUUUUCUUGCUCGCACUCUUGGGAAACUAGUCCUAAAAAAUGCUCAACAGGGAGCAGCAACAACAUGCUAUGUGGCACUGCAUCCUGAUGUGAAGGGAGUGAGUGGAAAAUACUUUGAUAACAGCAAUAUAGGAAAUCCAAGUUCCAAAGCUAAGGAUGCUGAGUUAGCCAAGAAAUUGUGGGAUUUUAGCUUGCAACUCAUCUCAUAGUUUGUUUAUUGAUUUGGCAAGCCUGUGUUGUUUGUAGUAAUAGUAGCUUUGUUGCUACCUAUAUGCUUUGUAAAAUUUCCAAAGAGUAGAUUAAAGUUUCGUUUGGAAUGGCUUCUUUACUGUUUUCUAAAGCAGCUUUUUAUACAUCCCAAAUGAAGCCUAAGGCUUUAUUUGGGACGGCUUUCUUACUGAUUCUUAAACUCGUUUUUUAGUAUAAAUAGUAAGAAAGCUGUCCUAAAGGAAGCCUUAAAUUAAUGGUGGUUUGAAGAUUGAACAGUAUGGAUUCACCUGGAAAUACUAUUCAUGAUUUGCUUA